Messenger RNA from Scophthalmus maximus (turbot), 4543 nucleotides. RefSeq names its product Sin3A-associated protein a (gene sap130a). The coding region runs from base 169 to 3345 and encodes 1058 amino acids. Gene Ontology annotation, cellular component: Sin3-type complex. The transcript is spliced from 21 exons. Gene Ontology annotation, biological process: negative regulation of transcription by RNA polymerase II. The record is from RefSeq and is a predicted model, not a curated record. Lineage: Eukaryota; Metazoa; Chordata; Actinopteri; Pleuronectiformes; Scophthalmidae.
GAUUGGUCGGAACGAAAGCGGGGAGGUCCGGUUCUUUCGAAGCGUUCUUCCGGCUUACAUGUUGGGGGAGAGAGAAAAAAAAAGGAAAGACGAAUGGAAAAAACUGUAAUCAACAAAUCGACCAUUGCAUAGUAACUCCGCGAUACGGUCUUUAAUAGUUUAAAAAAAAUGAGCUCCCAGCAAUUCCCCCGACACGGGCUGCCUCCCUCCAGCGGGGGAGCGCCUCAGAUCCCCGCUGCUGGAAACCUCGUGUCCAUCAAUCAGCCGUCAAAUGCUCCAGCUGCAGAUGGAGACGGCGGUCGGGAUUCUGAGCACGGGCAGCAGGACCAUCCACCGGCUGGGGGAGGGGGCACCUUGGCGUUCAGAGAUGACAAGCAGGAGACCAUGGUGGUCAGACCGUACCCCCAGAUGCAGACGCACGGCCAGCCGCAGGCCGGGCCCCAGGCCGUGCCCAUGCAGGCCGGCACACCCGUGACUCUCCCUGCCCCCCCUGUCCACCUCCCGCAGGGCCAGCCUGCACUCCUCACCGAGGGACAGAUGAAGGCCGUCCUUAAGCCCCAAAUGCCAAGUCGUCUUAUUGCCCCAGCUCCAGCCUCAAACCAGCCUCACAUCCCCAUACCCCCCAAGGUGCCUGCUCACAUUACUGUCACCCUCGAGAGCAGCAUUGCCCCAACCCCAUCUAUUCCCGUGGCGACCAUCAGUGGUCAGCAGGGUCACUCCAGCAACUUGCACCACCUGAUGCCAGCCAACAUUCAGAUCAUUAGGGGCAGCGCCCCUGCACUGCAGAUCGGGACCCCUGCCGUCCCCCCACAGACCUUCACAUCCCAUUUACCCCGAGGGGCUGCUGCAGCAGCUGUAAUGUCCAGCUCCAAAACAGUCCUACGGCCUGCCACCGGAGCGAGUGGGGGUCCCGGUCAACCCACAGUGCAGCACAUCAUCCACCAAACCAUUCAGUCACGCCCUGCUGUAACAACCUCCACAGCUGUGCUUCCAACUGUGGUGGCAACCUCGGCAACCAGGACUCAGUCCCCAGUUAUCAGUCCAGCCAUCACACACUCGGCAGAGGUGGCUCAUGGGCGUCCAGGGCUGACCCUUCACCCGCCUCCAGCCAGCGUCAGUAUUCAGAGGCCUCAGACGUCCCGCGACACUGCCACAAGGAUCACACUGCCCUCACAUCCUGCGAUCGGGGCUCAGAAGCCCCAGCCUCCGCACACGAUGACACAGAAGCCCAUCUUCAGUACGGUGACACCAGUAGCUGCAGCAACAGUGGCACCAAUCGUUGCCACGACCGUGCCGUCAACCACCACAAUAGGCGCUGUACCACACACCCAAAUGAACAGUAACACUAUUGUCACCAUGACGAUGGCCUCACACUCCUCUCACGCCACAGCUGUCACCACCUCUGCCAUCCCCGUUGCUAAAGUGGUCCCCCAGCCCAUCACCCACUCUUCAUCCCGUGUGCAGCCUGACUACCCGGGGGAAAGAACCAACCUCAUCCCCAUCCCAGGCCACCGGUCGUCUCCUAACCCUGUCACCAUGGAAGCAAGGAGUGACAACAGGCCUUCUGUGCCAGUGCAGUUCCAGUAUUUCCUGCCGGCCUACUCCUCCUCAUACCCCCUGACACACACCUACACCCCCAUCAGCAGCUCUGUCUCCACCAUCCGCCAGUAUCCUGUCACUCCUCAAGCUCCGAGUUCAGCACUGCCCACACAGCCCGGAGUGGGCGUGGCCACCACUGUCCAUCUGAACCACAUGCAGCUGAUGGCGGUCGAUCGGCUUGGUCUGCCCUCGGCACAAAUCAGCACCCAGGGGAUCCAGCCGGCGCCACUCGCUGCGCAGGGCAUCCAGCAGACACCGAUAGGAGUGCAGGGCUUGCACGCGUCUGCACCGAUCACCGCGCAGGGAAUACAGCAGGCGCCUUUAGUUGCUCAGCAGCAGCAGCAACAAGCGCAGUCUGAAGCCAAGCCUGGGAUCGUUCUGGCCGACGGCUUCGUAGCCAGCCCAAUCAGCAGCACGUUCGGCAGCACCCAGCCUGUAGCCACCAUGGUGCAGGCACACGCCCAGGGAGGAGUCGGAGGAGCCCCCACCCUGGUCUCCUCCCCCAGACCCAGCAUCCUCCGCAAGAAGCCUGCUAAUGAAGGCUGCGUUCGUAAGAACCUGAUCCCCGCCCAGCCCGGCGAGCCCAGCGGUGGCAGGCUUGAGAGUGGUGUGAGAGGAGCAGGAUCUCCCCGACCUGCAGGCGUGAAACCCAAAGCCGAGGUGCACAUGGCGGUGGCGCCCCCUGUCAUGGCUGCCGUAGAAGCGCUGCCUUCUCAGGUAGUAGAGCAGCAGUUGCUGUCCUCUAAUGCCCAGCACCUCGCCCAAGCCAUCCCUGCCAUGCUCGCCACGCCGGGACCUGGGCCUCCCUCUCAGCCCUCCACUGUCCUCUCAGCUCUGCCAGCAGCCAUGGCUGUCACUCCACCCGUCCCCGCGUCAAUGGCCAACACCGUGGCCUCCCCCACGCAGCCCGCGGCCAGUAGCACCGCGGCUUGUGCCGCCAGCUCCACAUGCCCAGAUGUGAAAAUAAAGCAGGAGGUGGAGAGCAUGGACGCCCAGCAAGAUCCCAACGCAAACUCGUCCUCGGCUCCAGCGCUCACCGGCCAGGCCUCCAUCCUGAACACUCCCGCCACAGGAGAUCUGAUCCCGGGGGCCUCCCCGAGGAAGAAGCCCCGCAAGCAACAGCACGUCAUUUCUACAGAGGAGAGUGAGAUGAUGGAGACCAACAGCACGGAUGAGGAAAAGGCCCCGGGCAGGCCCAUCACCGGCAGGGCUGAGAGGUGUGAAUCUCCACCGAGGGAAUAUGUUGAUGAAGAAGGAGUGCGCUAUGUGCCGGUCAGGCCUCGGCCACCUGUCACCCUUUUGCGGCACUAUCGUAACCCCUGGAAAGCUGCCUACCACCACUUCCAGAGGUACAGCGAUAUCCGGGUCAAAGAAGAGAAGAAGGGCACCUUACAGGAAAUGGCCAAUCAGAGGGGAGUGGCAUGCAGAGCACAAGGCUGGAAAAUCCAUCUGUGUGCGGCACAGCUCAGGCAGCUGUCGAGUUUGGAGCACGACGUGUACGGCCGGCUUUCCACCCUCCAAGAGGGCCUGAUCCCAAAGAAGAGAGCAGGCGCUGACGAUGACCUCCACCGAAUCAACGAGCUCAUACAGGGCAACAUGCAGCGCUGUAAGCUGGUGAUGGACCAGGUGACCGAGGCCAGAGACACCAUGAUGAAAGUGCUCGACCACAAGGAGAAAGUGCUGAAGCUGCUCAACAAGAACGGCGCCGUCAAGAAGUCAAAACUGAAGCGCAAAGAGCGGGCAUAACCUGGACCUUCUCCUCUGGCGACCACCAACACCACCACCACCACCGUCCCCUCUCCGGAGGGGUGGUGGGGCGAAGGAGCUGCUCAGACAUCGGUGCUAUGAUUUGCCGCAUACAAUCUCGCGCCCCCUCCCUGUCUGCCAGAGAGCGGACAGAGAGACGUGACAGAAGGACUUUCAAUAAAGACACAGCACACACACAUUGAGCGCGGGACAUUGUAGGGUGCAUUAGAGAGGCCAGCUGGACGGCCUUGUCACUGUUUCCCUCCUUUUUUUUUGAAGACCCCAGAGAACAUUUUUACUUACUUAGUUCCUGCAACUUCCUCUAUGACAGUAUUUGAAGCUGGCGUGUCCUUUUAAAAUAAUAAAUAAUUGGCACUAAAUGCAGGUGCAGUAAAUCCCCAAGUGACAAAAAGAAUUUCCACCCAAGAGUGGCAUUGACCGGCAUCAUUUCUAAGGAGUCCUUUUGCAAACAGUGUGUUCAGACGAAUCUCAGUUGUGCUCUUUUCAUCAAUCUGUGCCUUCAUUUUGUCAGUGUUCAUGAAUCUGACGGGAACACGUGAAAGCGGUUUCACGGUCGAGAAAUUCAAAGUUCGUCAAAGACAAGAUUUGGGCCAAUUUCACUGCGUCCCUCUUUUCUUUGAAUGAUUACUGUACUUAUCAGCCCCUCAGUUUGGGUGUAAUCUCAAGGAUAAUGGAUACUUUCAUGGGUCGAGGGGGGGAAAGUACUAGAAGGAAACCUACAUGCGAUCAAAUAGAAUUGAUUUAACGUCCGUGAAUUGUCAACUAGCGUCUGAAAGUAUAAACGACAUUCUGCCGAGUUAACGUUACAUUUAGAACUGCCAUGAAUCAUCCACUUACCUCAAAGUGAAAUCGAUGUCAUGGCGGUAAUAACAUACUUUCAUUUGGUGUUCAGAAGAGAGAGAGAGCGAGAGCGAGUGUCCUCGUGCGAUCAGGACGGUGGAUCGGAUUCAUGUAAAUCACUGUAAAUGUGCUGUCGGUUUUUUCCCCAUUGACCAGGUUCUUUUCAAGUUUUUGUACUCGAUGAAACAUUUUUGUGACCGUGUGACGUGCGCUGCUUCGUUCUGCUGAGUGUAACGUUUAUGACGUUAUGAGAUGAAGUGAGCCUGAAACGUUCAGCUAUUGUACAUUGUUUUUUUUUUGUCUGUGUAAUUAUAGUAAAGAUACUUAAACAAUACAA